Messenger RNA from Hermetia illucens (black soldier fly), 1743 nucleotides. RefSeq names its product proteasomal ubiquitin receptor ADRM1 homolog (gene Rpn13). Gene Ontology annotation, cellular component: proteasome regulatory particle, lid subcomplex; nucleus; cytoplasm. Gene Ontology annotation, biological process: ubiquitin-dependent protein catabolic process. The record is from RefSeq and is a predicted model, not a curated record. The transcript is spliced from 4 exons. NCBI's taxonomy places the organism in Eukaryota, Metazoa, Arthropoda, Insecta, Diptera, Stratiomyidae. Gene Ontology annotation, molecular function: ubiquitin binding; proteasome binding; endopeptidase activator activity. Bases 159 to 1271 code for a protein of 370 amino acids.
CAAAGCUUUCCUUCAGAUGUCUCUCAAAUCGGCGAUACGCCAUCUCGUACCCGUCAACAAUUUUCGUAUGAAACUGCUUGUCAUUGCGAAUCUGCCAUUUCUGUGAUCGGCGUACGGUGUUAAAUUUUAUUUUUUCCCAGAACUGCAUAGAAGGUGAAAUGUUUGGCCGACAAAGUGGCUUAGUUGGUUCGUCGGGGGGAAGUGGGAGCUCGCUGGUGGAGUUUCGAGCCGGACGAAUGAAUAUGGUUGGGAAAAUGGUACAUCCAGACACGCGAAAAGGAUUAGUAUACCUUACACAAUCCGAGGACGGAUUAAUUCACUUCUGCUGGAAAGAUCGGGGAACAGGAAAGGUUGAAGAUGAUUUGAUUGUUUUCCCAGACGAUUGUGUAUUCAAACGAAUAGAAACAGUGAAGACUGGCCGGGUGUUUGUGCUGAAAUUCAAAUCAUCAACGCGUCGUCUUUUCUUCUGGUUGCAAGAACCCAAGACGGAUAAAGAUGAGGAAUAUUGUCGACGAGUGAAUGAGAUAAUGAAUAAUCCUCCCUCAGCGAAUCGUAGCAGCAAUGAAAGUGGAGACUUGCAGUAUAUGUUAAACAAUAUGUCACAACAACAACUAAUGCAAUUGUUCGGUGGCGUGGGACAAAUCGGUGGAUUAAGUUCGCUUUUAGGAUCGAUGAAUCGUUCAGAAAAUAGCUCAUCACGGACAGCAUCCACCCCUACAGGCAGGAGUAAUAGUAGUGCGGUAACUGCUUCCGGAGGGUCAAAUAAUACACCAAAAACACCGGAUAACACAGUCCCGUUAUCACGAACACCGUCAGCACCGAAGGGAGGUAAGAAGACUGGUGGUGGCAGAGUAACUUUGCCUGAAUUACAAUCCUAUUUGUCAGCCAUAUCACCGGAAACAUCAACAAAUCGAACGGUGAACAUCGAUUUGUCUACUGUGCUUUCAUCAUCAGAAGCUGUAACCAAAUUAAUUUCGGAUCCAGAUAGUGCAAGUGCUCUUUCUGUACACCUACCGAACACUGGUAGCGAUGACACAUCGAAACAACAAUUGAAAGAUACAAUCUCAUCACCUCAAUUUCAACAAGCCUUAUCACUGUUUUCGAGUGCUCUACAAUCGGGCCAAUUGGGACCAGUUGUAUCACAAUUUCAACUAUCAUCAGAAGCAGUUGCAGCGGCAAAUACAGGUGAUUUAGAACAAUUUGUGAAAGCGCUUGAAAAGUCUGCAGGCGACGCCAAAAAACAAGAAGCGACUGACGACAAGACAGGCUAACCAAAUUAUUUGAGUUACUCAUUGCAUUUUACACCUUAUACAUAUUUCUUUUAUAUAAAAAACAUUGCAUAUAUCUAUUGCCUACGAGACAUAACAUUUAAUUUACAUAGAUGCAAAUUACACGCUCGCAAAGUGUUUGGGCUCCUAUUCAAACUCGAUUUUGGAUAGACAUCAGUGAGCCGGUCAUUGGUAUGUUGAUUACAAUUAUGCUGUCAACUUUGAAGGUUUUUUGCUUUAGAUUUUUUUCUCUCGAUAAACGUAUCUAUGUAGACGAAAAGAUUUUCGAAACAUUGUUAUUUUUUGAUGACCUAUUUCCAUAAAGAGCAUAAUAUUAGUCUAUGGCGAAAAUACUGGAAUAAAGAUCGACAUUUCAGUAGAUUGAAUGGAUUUUGUAAAUUUCGUUUAAUUUUGAAUGAUUAUAAGAUAAUCCGAUUGGUUUGUUAUUAAAUUGUCCGAAAAUUUUGAUUGAAAA